Messenger RNA from Ornithorhynchus anatinus (platypus), 1788 nucleotides. It is a transcript of the gene AP1S3, whose product is annotated as adaptor related protein complex 1 subunit sigma 3. The record is from RefSeq and is a predicted model, not a curated record. Gene Ontology annotation, biological process: intracellular protein transport; vesicle-mediated transport. Gene Ontology annotation, molecular function: clathrin-cargo adaptor activity. Gene Ontology annotation, cellular component: AP-1 adaptor complex; membrane coat; intracellular membrane-bounded organelle. Lineage: Eukaryota; Metazoa; Chordata; Mammalia; Monotremata; Ornithorhynchidae. Bases 101 to 565 code for a protein of 154 amino acids. The transcript has 5 exons.
UUGGGGAGGAGUUUGGUAACUUUCAUUUUAGAGGCAUUGUGGGAAGGAGCAAUGGUCUGAAGGCUGCUCACCUGGGACGGCCGGGGGGGCAGCGGCCACCAUGAUACAUUUCAUAUUGCUGUUCAGUCGCCAAGGAAAAUUAAGGCUGCAGAAGUGGUACACAACACUCCCUGAUAGAGAGAGGAAAAAGAUCACCCGGGAAAUUGUUCAAAUUAUUCUGUCUCGAAGUCAAAAGACAAGCAGUUUUAUUGACUGGAAGGACCUAAAACUUGUUUACAAAAGGUAUGCCAGUUUAUAUUUUUGCUGUGCAGUGGAAAAUCAGGAUAAUGAACUGUUGACACUAGAGAUCGUGCACCGAUAUGUGGAACUACUGGACAAAUAUUUUGGAAAUGUCUGUGAGCUGGAUAUUAUCUUUAAUUUUGAAAAGGCUUAUUUUAUUCUUGACGAGUUUAUAAUGGGUGGAGAAAUCCAAGAGACGUCAAAAAAAUUGGCAGUCAAAGCCAUAGAAGACUCUGAUAUGUUACAGGAGACAAUGGAGGAAUACAUGAACAAACCUACAUUUUAAUAUCUAUCAAAUCUACUUGAAGACUAAAAAAACCUGUAUACUGUAAACACACAAAACUCAACAUGCUGCAAUUCAUUUCUUAAGUGCCAGAGCCUCUAAAAAUACCAAAAAGAACUAAGGGGAACUAUGUGCAAAUUAGUAAAAUUUUCAAUUUGGUUAAUAUAACAUAUUUAUAUGAUUACACAUCUGUAUUAUAUGUAAAAUAAAUUCUAUCUAGCACUGUUGGAAUUUUUUAAAUCAUUGUAUUAUCCACUCUAAUUUGUUUGAUAUCAGGAUUUUAGCUACAAAAUUAAAUUUUGAUAUGUUACCGAGAAAUAACUAGCAAUAUAUUUUUCCUUAUUUUGAGCCACCACUGACAACCGGAGGCUCUUUUGUACAAUGUGAUUUUAUUGACUGUUUUGCAUACCUGGGGUAACAAUGAUUCCUUUUCUAAAUAUCGAGUUUUUUAUUGAAUAUAAUUCCACAAUGAUUUAAUGACGUCAGACACUGCGACAAUUUUUCUGUCAACUUAAAUGCAAAUAUAUAGGUCUGAUCCUUAAAUUUGUAAUUUCUAGUUAAUAAGAGAAAUAUGUACUUUGGGGAACACUGAAGUAGUGAAUAGUAGAUAUACACAUAUUUAAUAUACAUAUAUUCAUGUAUAUUUUCAACAACUGUCUAGGUUGGGAAUUUUUCUCCCAUUUUUUGCUAAAAAGAGAAAUGGGAUAGCACCAUUUGGCUGUAUUUUUUAUUCCAAAAAUAUAUAUAUAUAUAUAUAUAUAUAUAACUAUAUAUUCCUGAAUGACGGGCCCAGUUAGGCUUCUAACAGCUUGAGUGAUGGGAUAACGAUGAUGAUGAUGUGUCCAUGAGAUAGUGGGUAAAAUUCAGUAUCAAAAAGACUUUCUUAGAGGGUCUUAUUGUCUCACACCUAGUGGGUGCUCAGAAAGUAUGUGGGGGUAUUUGUCACCUUUCUGUCUCUGAACACACAAAUUCACUAGAAGCUGAGUUUUUCUUGUAUUUGGGAGAGUAGAAUCUGACCCUCCCAUAGGAAAUAUUUCUUAAUUACCAGCUCAAUUUGUGUAUUUUCUGUAUUUUGAAGUGGAAUACUAAUCGGCUUCUAAAUCCUAUAAGGCAAUGGCAGUGGGAAGAGAGUGAAAGUUACGGGUAUGUUUGACAGGAGCCAGUCUGUAUCGUAUGAAGGAAAAUGAUCAAUGCUUUGAAAAAAAUGAAUAAAGAAACAAAAUCAA